CAUAUGUUGUUGUUGAAAUGAUGUUGUUUCUGUUUAGUUGAAUUCGUCAUUUGAUUGACUUUAAAUUCUAUUGAUUAUUUGAUUGUGUUAAACUGAUCGAUUGUUGAUCAUGUCAACGGAGAAAAGAGUUCGUUUCCAAGAGACUGGAGAGGAAGAUGAGGUCGAAUCGAAACCUGGUUCAGCUCCUUUUGGUAAGAAAUUCAAACAUUCACUUGACAGCGAUGAAGAAGAUGAUGAAGUGGAUUACGAGAAAUAUAAUGCUCUGGAUCCAUCGGAAUUCCAAGAUGGAGACAAAGAGAGUCACGCAAGAGUCGAAGAUGACAUUAAAUUCACCGCUUUCAACAUGAACGAGGAAAUGGAGGAAGGACAUUUCGACAAGGAUGGAACUUACAUUUUCCGUAAAGACAAAGAUGAAAUUAAAGACGCUUGGGUUCAAGAUAUUGACAACUGUAAGAUCGCCGAUGUGUCCAAAAUCCAACAGCCCGAAUCUGACGAAGACUCGAAAGAUGCGUCACCCGUUAAUACGACCUCCAUUUAUAGGAAAAUGUUGACAAUGAUGGAGAAAAAUGAAACCGUUGGGAAAGCGAUUCGUAGGAUUGGAUUAUCGAUUAAGGAGAUGAGGACAAAGAAAAGGAAAGAUAAAAGUUCACAAUUAAGUGAAAACAUUUCGUCGACAACUAAAAAAUUAGACCAAUUAACUGAAUUAGCUGAUCAAUUAGUGAUUGGAAAAGAUAUGGAUAUUUACGAGAAAAAGUAUGAGCAGAUUGAAGAGUUAAUCAAUGAAAGAGAGUCUGAUAUGUUUGCAGAUGAUUGAUAAACAAUUAGAAAACUAAUUUAUUCAAACUAAUCAAAUUUACGCCUAAAUUGUUCUCACUCAUCCAAAUCUUUUGUUAAUUAAUUCCAAUCAAUUGAUAUGAGAUUCAUAAAAAGUUCAUUUUGUAUAAUUUGCUUUCCUUUCAUUGCCUUAAUAAAUCACCACAAUUACAAUCAAUAA
This is a messenger RNA of Panonychus citri (citrus red mite), 994 nucleotides long. RefSeq names its product CD2 antigen cytoplasmic tail-binding protein 2 homolog (gene holn1). The transcript has a single exon. Gene Ontology annotation, cellular component: U5 snRNP. The record is from RefSeq and is a predicted model, not a curated record. Lineage: Eukaryota; Metazoa; Arthropoda; Arachnida; Trombidiformes; Tetranychidae. The coding region runs from base 110 to 814 and encodes 234 amino acids.